This is a messenger RNA of Coffea eugenioides, 940 nucleotides long. RefSeq lists its product as uncharacterized. The transcript is spliced from 3 exons. The record is from RefSeq and is a predicted model, not a curated record. Bases 245 to 757 code for a protein of 170 amino acids. NCBI's taxonomy places the organism in Eukaryota, Viridiplantae, Streptophyta, Magnoliopsida, Gentianales, Rubiaceae.
AAGAAAAGAAAGCGAGCGCUUUAUGCUGAAAAGUCGCGGCGACGAAUUUUUCUUCCCCUCUGUCCCGCCCCCCCGGCAAACCCAGUCCUCUUAUCUUUCUCUCUGAAAAUUACGGCUCAGAGCCUCAGAGAGAAGGAGCGGGGAAUUUAGUUUACCCAUUGAAUUAUCUCUUUAUUUGAUUCAAUACAAAGAUUCCUUCAAAUCUCUCCGUAUCUGCACAAGUAAUUGUCGAUAAACAGAGUAUAUGGAUCAGAUUCUGAACAAAGUUGGUUCGUACUGGUUAGGCCAGAAAGCCAACAAGGAGUUCAGCUCCGUCGGCGAUGACAUCAACUCAAUGUCAAGCAGCAUCGAAGGGGGAGCGAAAUGGUUGGUGAACAAGAUUAAAGGGAAAAUGCAAAAACCAUUGCCGGAAUUACUGAAGGAAUAUGAUAUUGCAGUAGGUAUUUUCCCUCGUGAUGCGACCAACUAUGAAUUUAAUGAGGAGACACGAAAGCUUACGGUCUUCAUACCCUCUGUCUGUGAAGUGGGUUAUAAAGAUUCCUCGGUCUUGCGUUUCUCCACGGUUGUAACUGGAUAUCUAGAGAAGGGAAAGUUUGUCGAUAUAGAAGGAAUGAAAACUAAGGUGCUCAUUUGGGUGAAAGUGACUGCCAUUGCAACUGAAGGAUCGAAGCUUCAUUUUACUGCUGGGAUGAAGAAAACCAGAAGCAGAGAUGCCUAUGAGGUUCUUAGAGAUGGAGUCGGAGUAGACAAGUUCUAAUAUCAAGAAAGGCGUGGUGUCAUAAAUUGUAAAAUCGCUAAGCAAUUGUGGACAUAUUUGUCUGUUAUUCUUGAAUGUUUCUUUCAGUGUAAUUAUAGUUUGAAUUUGAACUCGAUUGUUUUGCAAAUUCAAACUUGUGCGUUUAGGUUUCUGAUUCAAUGUGCACAGCUAUGAUUGUGGGAG